AUGGAGCUGCGCAAUGAUGCCGCCGCUACGGAUCGGCGGGAUGCACUGCAUCGCACCCUCUACCUGCGUCGCGAGUACACCCUCAUCGCAACGUGUGGGCAAUUCGAUGAUGUUCUGUUGGUUCCGCCCCAAAACGACUCCGGUAAGCCAGACGACUGCUGGAGAGGGUUGGUGGCUGUACGGGGUUCCUCGUCGCCGUGGUACCGCGGCGUCUUUACCUUUCUUGUGUGCCUUCCGCCGCGGUACCCGUUUGAGGCACCAUCAGUGCGCAUGGAGACCCCCCUAAGGAGUCACCCUUUCCUGCUGGAUGACAGCGAGGGGAGUAAAUGCGUCGUUCCAUUUGACGACAUUUAUCUGGCGCUUGAUCCGAUGCGUGUGUCAGUGAUGGCACAACUACUGCACCACAUGAAGUCCCUAUUUUACCCGUCGGAAUGGAUCACAACGGCGCCUGUCAACAAGGCUAUUGCCAGAUACGAUGCGGAGAGGCGCAGCGUGACGCAAGAGGUGGUACUGGGGAAGCCGUACGUGGACUACCUCUCCCGCGAGGCGGUGUCCUUCUUUUCCAAUCCUGACUACUUCGAAAACGGCGACAUCCGCAUGGACGCAUCGCGGCGUGAAGAGAUGUGGGAAAAGGCGUUCUCUCUCUGGCUGGGUCGCACAUGGCUCCCCGCCGUCCGCUCGUUGCAGUGA
This is a messenger RNA of Trypanosoma rangeli, 690 nucleotides long. RefSeq names its product acid--amino-acid ligase. NCBI's taxonomy places the organism in Eukaryota, Euglenozoa, Kinetoplastea, Trypanosomatida, Trypanosomatidae. The transcript has a single exon. The record is from RefSeq and is a predicted model, not a curated record. The coding region runs from base 1 to 690 and encodes 229 amino acids.